Messenger RNA from Microplitis mediator, 4356 nucleotides. RefSeq lists its product as uncharacterized. The transcript is spliced from 6 exons. Lineage: Eukaryota; Metazoa; Arthropoda; Insecta; Hymenoptera; Braconidae. The coding region runs from base 314 to 4090 and encodes 1258 amino acids. Gene Ontology annotation, molecular function: RNA binding. The record is from RefSeq and is a predicted model, not a curated record.
AUUUAGGAUUUCGCUGCCGCUGCGUAGUGCGUAGUCUCUUAUUCAGUUGAUUACUUUCCGGAAUACAAGGAUUCAACGUCUGUAUUCUAUUUCUUCACAAGUUUUAUUUUCAAAUUACAAAGUACUAAGUUAACUAUUUAUUUUUUUCGCGUGUAUCGUGUAUAAAAAUUACGCUAAUUAUUUAUAGUUAAUUAAAUAUAUAAUCAAUUAAUUAUUAAAUUAAAUCAGUGUUAAAAAUUAAUUACAAAAUACAAGAGCACGAGAUUCAGUCACGGCUUGAAUUUUUUUUUAAUUUUUAAUUAAGAAAAUAAAUAUGUCGGAUUCACGACAAUCGAGUGAUCUUGACGAGUACGUUCUCCAUGUGAGCAACAUACCCCAGGAGUUGGAUACCGAUGGCCUGCACCGAGUCUUCCGUCAGUACGGCGCAGUGACGUCACUGGUGGCACCGGACAAUAAAUUUGCCUUCGUCUCGUACAAAACAUUCGCCGAAGCCGAAUCAGCGAUCGCGAAUCUCGACCGUCAGAAGCCGAUGUUCAUGCGAGUUAAAUUUAGCAGCAGAUCAUCAAAUUUGGCUGACACACCCGCGAUACCUGAGGGUUUACUGACACCAGUGACACCUGGACCAAGAACUCCAUCAUCAGCAACUCCAGUAACUUCAAUACCUGAGCGCGAUUUUCGCUUCAGCGAAUCAGGGCUGCCGUAUCACGGCCGAGCGACACCAAUUUUACCACCGGUACCCAUGUCUGCAUCCCGUUACGAGAUGAACGGCCGCCAUUACCCGAUAAACCCCGAGCUCUACAAGUACUACGAUGACCUAGAGUAUCCUGACUCAAGUGCGCUUUGGACUCGCGGUCAAUUGACUAUUGAUUCAAUGGGCCGUCGCAAAAUAACUGGAGGCCGCGGUUACGUUUACUACGCAAUUCCAGACCCCAAUCCAGCAGCAAUUGUCCAGGCCAGCAAAAUUAUUGAGCAACGUAACCCAGGUCGUUAUGUCGCUGGUGCUGAUCAGCUGAGUCAUUUAAUUGACAAAUGUAUCGUUUGUGCGCGCGAGGCUGCUCAUUGCUGUUCCAAUUGUGCCUCCAGUUACUGCAGCCGCGAUUGCCAGAUCCAUGACUGGCCCAGACACAAAAAUGAAUGCAGUUCUGUACCUCCAUUGGCUACCAAAUCUGAACUGACCAAUGGACAUUCCAGGCCAGAUUCUAAUACUGGUCAUCCUGGUGCUAAUAUUGAUGGUACCGGUUUGAAAUCCAAGAUUCCUGGGUCAGAUCAUCAAGAUCCAGGUGUUCCAGGUCUAAAUCCUGGAGUUCCAGGUGCCCAGAUAAAAACUACUGGCAGUCAACAUGCUAAUCUUGAUGCUACCGGUUCAAAAUCUAGGAUUUCUGGUCCGGGUCAUCAAGUUCCAGGUGGUCCAGUUCAAAAACCUGAUGUUCCUGGUGCUAAUACUCAAGUUCCAAGUGGUCUGAGUACUGCAGACAAAUUAGCUGAUAAUUUAAACCAACUAAAGUUAUCCCAGAACUCAGAACGUCCACAAGACAAAAUAAAUAAACGCGCUGAUGAAUCAACUCGCGAAAAUUACCAGCGUUCAAAGUCUCAUCCAGAAGAUCAACGCCGCCGAGAACCUUCUCGCCAGGCAUCAGUUCCAUCCGACGUCAAAAAAACGGAUUUGAAUGCGAGAUUAGAAAAUUGCCGUCGUCCUGUCAAUCUUUCAGACAAAGACUUUGAGUUCAAACGUCAGUCGACGUUCUUAUCAUCCAGCAGCUUCACCGAAGUACAAAUCACUGACGUCCACGCCCCCAGUGUCUUCAGCGUCCAGAAGACCUGCGACGUCGCCAAGUUGACGGAACUGAUGCAGAAUUUGAAUCAAAACAUCGCCAAGUUCCCGCGAGUCACCGAAAUAAUUCCGGACAAAUUCUACGGGGGAAUUUACGACGGAAUUUGGCACCGAGUCCAACUAGUACUCGGACCCACGCCCAAAAUAGAUUACGUCGACUACGGAACGAUCGUCGAGGCAUCUCCAGACCUGGAGUUACGUGACAUUGGAACUCUAGCCGAGCCUCCGCGUUAUUCUCAGACCAUCCGAGUUCCGUUACCGCUACCAAAUGCACCAGAGUAUCAGAAUUUGUCAGCAGAUUCGAAGAUUCUUGUGAAAAUGACCAGUCAGGACGGAGACAUCAUCAACGUUGAAGUAUUCGAGAAAGAUCCUCAGCCUCGCAAAGCUCCCAGCACUGACUCCAUCAAAAUGCGACCACCGAAAAUAGUCCAGCAUCCAAAGGAACCUUCAGCAGAACCCCCCAGACCAGCACCCAAACCGGAACCUAGACCAGCACCAGCACCAGCGCAAUCUGAGCUACCCAGUGUCCUAAGUCGUCUACCAAAAGGAACCAAAGCCACCAUCGAAGUCCCCCAGGUCCUGGACACCAACUCAGCGACCUGCGUCAUCCUGACCCCGGACCUCGCUGACUAUUACGACCAACUGCUCCUGCCAUUGAAGCAGGACUGCGAUGACUCAGCACCAGAGUACUCGCAGUUCCUCCCUAAAGUUAACGACCUGGUCUGCGCGCUCAAAGAAGACGGAUUUUGGGUCCGCGGGCGCGUGCUCUCGAUCACUCCCAAGCUGAAAGUCGCUUCCUUGGACGAGGGAAUUAUUUGCGAGGUCGUAAAAAUGAUUCCGUUGCUGCCUCGUUAUGCCGAGGUUCCAGUUUUCGCCUGUUUAAUUAAAACUCCUGACGCUUUUCCACUCAAAGAUCAGUCGACGACUCAGAUAAUCGUCACCGGAAGCUCUGGUGAUUCAAUCGACGGCGAAUUUACUGAACUCGCGUACCAGGGACGCAAAUUACAACUUAAACCCUGGAUCAUUUCCACUCAACAAAAUGGCCGCCCCAGUACUCAAAAUGGCGGCGUUCCAAACGGCGGGAAAAUUCAAAUUCCCAAUGGCGCGAAAUUUGAAAAUUCAAAAGUUGAAAUUAAAAAUAAUGGACAGAUUGCAAUCCAAUCGUAUAGAGACGCAUCUUUACUAUUUAUCAGAUCACUAGAAGCCAAAGAAGUCGAACGGUACCACAGAAUUGUCCAGGAAACGGCGCGUCUGGCCCAGACUUUGCCUCCAGUUAAAAAAAUAUCAAUUGGCGACAAAGUUAUCGCGCAAUUUAAAUUAGAUGACAAUUAUUAUCGCGCGGUUGUCGUUGAUGUCAAAGACCAGGAUGUCAAGAUCGCGUACCUGGACUUCGGUAACCAGGAAGUGACUGACGUCAAACGAUUGAGAGAAAUGCCGGAGUCGUUGAAGCAGCAGAGCGACUGCUGCGUAAAAGUUCUGCUGAAGGGAAUUGAAAAAUUGCCGAUGAAUGCUGAGGCCAAUGCGUACCUGGGUGUCAUUGCUGACCAGGAGACCCCGUUUAUUUGUAAUUACGAUGAUAAGAUCCAAGAUGGCGUCGUCCUGGUCGGCAGCGACGGCACGAGAGUCAACGACAUGAUAAAUAAAUUUCUGCUUCCCAAGUGGAAAGAAGAAAAACAGGAAGAGAUCUUGAAGCUAUCGGACAUUGAGAUGGGAAAGUUGGGACAAGUUGGCGGCAAUUCGAUGGCUCUGUGCUUUGGCGCACUGGAACCUGGGUACAAAUACGUUUUUGCUCCGAUGGACAGAGAACUUAUCGCUCACUUGUCGACGGUCUUGCCGGGACAGCUGAUGGAGUAUGCGGAGAAAAAUGAAUUUUACAUUCCGAGGGUCAAUGAGUUGUGUGUCGCGAUGUAUGAAGGCGAGUGGUGCAGGGGAUGCUGCUUCAAUCCUAGGGCUAAAGAAAAUUCAGCUGAAAUUUAUUUCAUGGACUAUGGAAAUGUUGCGCCGGUGCUGCAUAAGGACCUGAGGAAAAUGACGAAAGAUUUUAUGAGACCGUGUGCUUUGGGUUGCAUUUGCAAUGUUGUUGAUAUUGCACCUCAAAGUGGCCAACCAUCACCGCAAUUACUCGCACGACUUAAAGAGCUUUUGCAGUACAACAGCUCCUACAACAUUCGCGUCCUGAUGUACGAAGACGACGAAUGGACUAUCGAGAUUCCAGAGAUAAAGUCGACUCUAAUUAAAGAAGGACUGAUUACUCCUUAAUUUAAAAAAUUAUCUAUUAAUCACUAAUUACUCAACAUUAUCCCCAUCUUCAUAUUAUUUAUUUUUAUUUCCCUAUCAAAUUUUUCUUGCAUUUUUUAUUUAUGAACCAACAUUUUUUUUUUCUUUUUUUAUUUUGAUAAAAAAAAGUAUUUUUUUUCACGCGAGUAAUUAUAAGCGAUAAUUACAUUCAUGUUUUUUUUUACAUUAAUUUUUUAAGAUAAAUUUUACUCGCUCUGAUUACAAAAAAAAACUGACAGCUUUUUAUG